Messenger RNA from Neltuma alba, 2082 nucleotides. RefSeq lists its product as uncharacterized. Gene Ontology annotation, molecular function: zinc ion binding; nucleic acid binding. The record is from RefSeq and is a predicted model, not a curated record. The transcript has 5 exons. Lineage: Eukaryota; Viridiplantae; Streptophyta; Magnoliopsida; Fabales; Fabaceae. Bases 1 to 2082 code for a protein of 693 amino acids.
AUGAGAUCUGGAAAAGUAGACGUCUCGAAAGAUAAGCCACAAGGACUGUUGAAGGCUAGUGGAGAAGGAUCACUUCAUCCAGAACUGCGCCAGUGCGAAAGGGAGAUAGCUGACAACCAUGAGCUGAGAAAACGCAGUGGCGGAGCUUCACUUUUGCGGUCCGUACCUCCGCCGUCUUUUGGACUUCAAGCUAGAGUUGGUGCAAGAGAGAGAAGUCGCAAGUGUGCCCUACAGUGUUACGUGUUCUCUGGAAGUAGCGUCAGGUUAGAUGAUUUGGUUGGCCCUUGUGGAAUGUCAGUAUCUGCAAUUGAAUUAGAUCUAGACACAGACAACAUAAACAUAUCUUCCGUACAAGAUGUGCCAACACUGAUAGGAAGUGUAGGUAUAGAAACAUUGCCAACCCCAAUAGCGGUGAUGAAUUCAUCAAAGUGGGCAGAUUUGUUGAUGUCAAGAGGGCAAACCUUUGUUAGUGCUAAACAUUUUAGAGAGGCAUUAUAUAAGUAUAGCUUUGCACACAAGUUUGGUUACCGGUACGUAAAGAAUGAUAGGCAUAAGAUGAUUGUGAAGUGCUGUGUAGAUGGUUGUCCCUGGGAAAUUUCAGCAUAUGGUGUAGGUGAGAAUAAUGGAUUCCUAGUUGUGAGAAGAUUUAACCGUGAACACUUGCAUUAUGCACAAGACAACUUAGUUGUCCCUCAGAGAAAGAGGUGCAAACUUGCUUCAGCAGUCAUAAUAGAUGAGUUGAUUUCUUGCAUGCACAAAGCUCCAAAUGACAUUAGACGGGAUUUGGAAAGAGAGUAUGGGUUGAGGCUCAACUACCAACAAGCAUAUAGGGCGAAAGAGAAAGCAUUGGCAAAAAUUCAUGGUUGUCCGCAGGAGUCCUAUAUGCUAAUCCCUUGGAUAUGUGAAAGGCUAAAAGAAAGUGAUCCAGAAAUGGUAGCAAAGUGGGUUGCAUCAUUAGAUAAUAUAUUUCAAGCUAUAUUUAUUGCAUACGGUUGCUGUGUAGAAGGGUUUUUGAAAGGUGGCAGACCUGUAUUAUAUGUGGAUGGAUGCCACUUGAGUGGUCCGUACAAAGGAAUGUUAUUGGGAGCACAAGCGUAUAACGCGGAUAAUGAAUUAUUCCCACUUGCAUAUGCGAUUAUUGGAGGUGAGACGCUUGAUGACUGGGCAUGGUUUCUUGGUAACAUAAAAGAUAUUACGGGAUCAUUAGAAGUGACAAUAGUAUUGAAUAGACACAACUCAAUAAAAGGUGCAGUGCAAGUUGUGUUUGGAGGAGAUCGACAUGCUUUUUGCUACCGUCAUGUGAAGGAGAAUUACAGUGCUGAGUUUUUGAAGAUAACCAAGGGAAAGAGGAGGACCAGUGGACAGACAAAGGAAGUUGCACUAAAAUUACUUGAUUCUAUUGCAUAUGCAAGACUUGAUAGAGACUUUGAUUGCAGUAUGGAAAAGCUAAUGGCAUUUUGUCCAGAAUUGGGACAAUGGCUUCAAACAAAUGGAGACAUUGAGUAUUGGGCACAAGGCAAAUUUCCUUACAAGAGGUGGGACAAUAUCACAACAAAUCUAGCUGAAUCCUUUAAUGCUUGGCUUGUUGGUGAGAGGAAGCACAACAUAGCUGUCUUGAUACAUAAGCACAGGGAAAAAUUGGCAAACAAGAUAUACCACAGCAAAGAAGCCAUGACGAAUUGGAGCAAUGGUGUGGGACCUAAUAUAGAGGAAAAGUUGAUGGAUCAUAUGGCCAGAUCAGAAAGAAUGGAUGUGCAAAAUUAUGGAAUGAACAAUUUCAGGGUCAGAUGGGGAAACCUAGAUGUGCGGGUAAAUCUUGUGUUACGUGAAUGCACCUGCAAAGGUUGGCAAAUACUCAUGAUUCCAGUUGAGACCCAUGACAUCCCUAGGCCAGAUUCCCUUCGAUAUGAAGAUUACUCGUCCACCAUCUUCCUACAACCACCAUUGACAACUCGGCGUGCUGGAAGACCCAGAGUUAGGAGGAUUGAAUCACAAUUCCAGCAGAAGAAAGCGUAUCAUUGCUCAGGAUGUGGUGAAGCUGGUCACACUAGAAAGAUUUGCCCUAACCCGAACCCUGGGUGA